AUGUCACUCGAUGUUGAUAAUAAUACGGUAAACACACUUGGCGCGCUGCGUAUCUUAUUUGACGAGACAAAAGCAACUUGUCCUGCAAGUUUUCAGGAUAGAAUUAGACAACCGAGAGACCAUAUAAUGAAGAGUGCGAUGUUUCUUGGGAGACUGAGACCAUUUCUCAAAUCACGCUUUGUAACCCUACGAGAAUUUAGCGACAGUUCUUCUGAAAAAGUUCCUUUUUAUAGCACGAAACCAAGGUUUAUGUACAGGGAUUACAUUGAGCGAGAUUUUGAAGAAGAAAGAAAAAGUCAGUUUGUAAUGACUCUUUUCUGGGCCUGGAUUACUUAUUUUCUCAUUAAUCAUCCUGAAGAAUUGACUGGCCAUGCAGUACUCCCUGACCCUAAGACGUUUACUGACGAUGAACUAGGAGUUUUAUAA
Schistosoma curassoni is the source of this 426-nucleotide messenger RNA. NCBI's taxonomy places the organism in Eukaryota, Metazoa, Platyhelminthes, Trematoda, Strigeidida, Schistosomatidae. The record is from the annotation of a GenBank genome assembly.